Messenger RNA from Scleropages formosus (Asian bonytongue), 1718 nucleotides. RefSeq names its product mevalonate (diphospho) decarboxylase a (gene mvda). The coding region runs from base 245 to 1453 and encodes 402 amino acids. The transcript is spliced from 11 exons. Gene Ontology annotation, cellular component: cytosol. Gene Ontology annotation, biological process: isopentenyl diphosphate biosynthetic process, mevalonate pathway; isoprenoid biosynthetic process. The record is from RefSeq and is a predicted model, not a curated record. Lineage: Eukaryota; Metazoa; Chordata; Actinopteri; Osteoglossiformes; Osteoglossidae. Gene Ontology annotation, molecular function: diphosphomevalonate decarboxylase activity.
UUCUGAUUCUUUAAUUUCAGAUACAGUUGCCAUAGUUAUCCAGCUUGGAUGGUGGACCUUAAACUGUUGUCACCAACUUGUUUCUAAAUGGACUCAUUACGAUGUUUCCACGAUAGCCAAUCGUCGCAGACGCACAAGGCCGCGGAGCGUCAUCAUGGUUCUGUUGGAGAUCGGCGGCUUAAGAACGUAGAAUGUGAGGGAAGUUUGAGGUUCCGUCAAUGUGUGUCGAAUAAGAAGGAUCAGGAUGCCAGAGGACACAACACAGGACAUCAUUUUUGUGACAUGCACGGCACCAGUAAACAUCGCAGUCGUAAAGUAUUGGGGAAAGAGGGAUGAAGACUUAAUUCUGCCAAUCAAUUCCUCUCUAAGUGUGACCCUUCAUCAGGAUCAGCUGAAGUCGACCACUACAGUUGCAUGUAGUGCUCGUUUCAAAGAAGACCGCAUCUGGCUCAAUGGCAAAGAGGAGAACAUCAACCAACCCCGACUGCAGUCCUGUCUCAGAGAAAUCCGGCGGCUGGUCCGAAAGAGACGAAGCAACAGGGAUCCCGGUGCAGAUGUGCUCAGCUUGUCCCACAAAGUGCAUAUCUGCUCAGAGAACAACUUCCCCACUGCAGCGGGCCUGGCUUCUUCUGCUGCAGGCUAUGCCUGUCUAGUGUACACACUAUCAAGGCUGCUGAGUGUGGAGGGCGAGCUGUCAACAAUUGCCCGCCAGGGCUCGGGCAGCGCCUGCCGUAGCAUGUAUGGUGGCUUUGUGCAGUGGCACAUGGGCAUGCGGGCAGACGGAAAGGACAGCGUGGCAGAACAGGUGGAGCCGGAGUCUCAUUGGCCGGAGCUCAGAGUCCUCGUCUUGGUGGUCAGCGCUGAACGCAAGCCAGUCGGAAGCACAGCUGGUAUGCAGACUAGCGUGGACACAAGCAGUCUUCUGAAGCAUCGUGCUGAAGCAGUGGUUCCAGGCAGGAUGGAUGAGAUGAUUCAAGCCAUUCGCAAGAGGGAUUUCUCAACCUUUGGGGAGCUCACCAUGAAGGACAGCAACCAGUUUCACGCCACCUGCCUGGACACCUACCCUCCCAUCUUCUACCUCAAUGAUGUGUCACGGCGUGUCAUCGGUCUGGUGCACCGCUACAACCGCCAUUACAGGGAGACCCGGGUGGCUUACACCUUUGACGCCGGCCCCAACGCAGUGAUCUACACUUUGCAGCCGUAUGUUUCCGAAUUUGUCCAGGUGGUGAAGCACUUCUUUCCCCCGGAAACCAACGGGGAAGAGUUCUUGAAGGGACUACCUGUGGGCACUGUAUCCCUGUCUGAUGAGCUGACAAGGGCCAUUGCGAUGGAUACCCUUCCUAAAGGCAUUCGCUAUAUCAUCAGCACAAAGCCCGGCCCAGGUCCUCGGAUGGUAGAAGACACCAGCCUUCAUCUACUUGGACCUGAUGGGCUACCCAGGACAAGUGCCUAAAUGCAAAUGAGCUGUUGAAUACAUUGCAACCCAGAAUGAAGAGACUACUGGAAAUGAUGGGUGUCAAAAUCAAGCCAUAAGGCACUGCAUUUUCAGGUUAUAGUCUCAGACAUUAAAUGUUAAUUUUUUACACUUACAACUGAAGCUGCUACAAUUUUUGCUAAAAAAAAAAUCCCUAAACAUAAAUUUAGAAACCUGUCAAGAUACUUUCUGAAAGUUUAUAGUGCACAUUUGUUUAGCAAAGCAUUUUAAAUAAAUAUUUUCA